Diaporthe citri is the source of this 1230-nucleotide messenger RNA. RefSeq lists its product as uncharacterized. Gene Ontology annotation, molecular function: FAD binding; monooxygenase activity. The record is from RefSeq and is a predicted model, not a curated record. Bases 1 to 1230 code for a protein of 409 amino acids. Lineage: Eukaryota; Fungi; Ascomycota; Sordariomycetes; Diaporthales; Diaporthaceae. The transcript is spliced from 2 exons. Gene Ontology annotation, biological process: secondary metabolite biosynthetic process.
AUGGUGUCCUACCCCAGACUGCCCAGCUCCGGCAUCAAGGUGAUCGUCGUCGGAGCCGGUUUCGCAGGACUGACUGCGGCCAUCGAAUGCGACCGCAAAGGCCAUUCCGUCACCGUCUUUGAAAGGGUCUCCGACCUCAAACCCCUCGGGGACAUCAUCAGCUUCGGCCAAAACGCCUCGCGGAUAUUUGCAAAGUGGCCAGGGGUCAUGGAGAAGACGGAGCCGAUCAUACACAAGAGCGACGGCAUAAACUACCACAACUGGGAAGGCAAGAUAAACGGGCACCGGGGGGAGCUGCACAAGAUCUUGUACCAUCAUGCGCUGGACCGGGGCAUAGAUGUGAGGCUUGGCCAGAGCAUCACGGAUUACUUCGAGGACGGUGAAAAGGCCGGGAUUGAGGCCAACGGCGUCAAGCACACGGCUGAUGUUGUCUUGGCCGCGGAGGGUGUGAAGUCGAGAGGGCGGAUGAUAGUGCUGGGAUUCGACGACAAGCCCCAGCCCUCUGGGUACGCCGUCUACCGAGCAUGGUUCUCCACGGAAAAGCUGAAGCAGAACGACUUGACCAAGCACCUCGUGCAGUCAGAUAGCCACAACGCAUACAUUGGCCAGGACAUUCACUUCAUCGCAGCGGCGAUCAAGGACGGCGAGGAGAUGAGCUGGGUGUGCACGCACAAGGACGAGGCAGGAAUCGAAGAGAGCUGGCAGUUUCCCGGAAAAGUCGAAGACGUCCUGAAGGUCCUGGGCGGUUGGGCACCCGUGGUCCAGGAGCUUGUCAAGGCAACGCCGCACGACCGUCUGUUCGACUAUAAACUCGUCUACCGAGACCCACUUCCAACAUUCGUCUCUCCUCAGCGUCGGAUUGCCCUGAUUGGUGACGCUGCACACCCCUUCUUGCCGACUUCUAUCCAGGGAGCAAGUCAAGCCAUGGAAGACGGUGUAACCUUGGCAGCUUGCCUCGACAUGGCCGGCAAGGAGAAGGUGACGGAGGCAAUGCGGGUGUAUGAGAGGAUAAGGUACGAGCGUGUUCACAAGAUACAGGCGACUGGUGUCACUACGCGAGAUAAAUGGCACAAGGCGGACUGGGACCUGAUCUGGCAGGAUCCGACUCUGCUGCAUCUGAAGCGCGAAGAGUGGAUACUCAAUUUCGAUGUCGAGAAAAACGCCUACUCGGAGUAUGAGAAUGUGCGGAAGUCUCUGGAUAACACAAUUGAAGGUAAAUAUGGGAGUUAA